AAUUAAUGUCAGCUGAAAGGCUCUUAUAGGAGGAAGUGCCUUAUAAUUAUAGCAACUAUUAGAAGGAGAAUUAAGGAAGCGGAAAUGAGCAUCAGUUUGAAGGGUAGGAUAACGAAAAGGUCGAGCUGUUAAAAAAGAUUGAAACUUUAGAAUCACGAUUAAAGAAUAGCAUUGAUGAUAAACCUUACAGUGAGUUGAUAAGAAUAUUAAUAUGGGAAGCAUUGGGAACGGCCUUUUUUGCUUAUGGGAUAGUUUGUUCAAGAGGGAAUGAUGUGAUGUUGAGUGUGUAUUUGUUUGGAGCAAUAUUUUUAAUCGGAAAGAUUACAGGAGGACAUGUGAAUCCUGCAGUUUCGAUGUCGUUUUAUAGUUCAAAUGAGAUAAGUGCAUUUACAAUGAGGGUGUAUUGGGCAGCUUAAGUGGGUGGUGCAAUAGCAGGGGCUUUGGCUGCUUUUGUGAUUGUGGGUAGAGUUACAUCUCCAUACAUUGAGACACAACCUAUAGAGUGGAUGGUGGCAGAUUUUUGUGGAGAAGUAUGAUAUAUACAUCAACUAUUAAGGCUUUGGGGACUUUUGUAUUUUGUUUGUUUAUUCAUAUUCAAGUGCAUCCAUAAACGUAAUUAACCGAAAACAAUUUGAUAGGGAUUGGCAUUAUAGCAACAGCACUAUAUUUUGGCAGGAUAUUGACAUUUCAUACUGGAGGUAUCAUUAAAUUUAGGAUAUGAUAGGUUGUUUGAACCCAGCUAUGGGAGUUGGAUUAGGCAUUUUUGAGUCCUUACAAGAUGGGAAUUGGGAUCGUUUGAUUAAUAUUUGGAUAUACAUAUUUGGUCCUUUGUCAGGAGCAUCUUUGGCUUCAGAAUUCUACAGAAGUGUAUAUGUGGGAUUAUUGCCUAAGAAAUAAUGA
Messenger RNA from Paramecium octaurelia, 900 nucleotides. The record is from the annotation of a GenBank genome assembly. Lineage: Eukaryota; Ciliophora; Oligohymenophorea; Peniculida; Parameciidae.